Molecule: messenger RNA, 1429 nt
Organism: Magnolia sinica
Lineage: Eukaryota; Viridiplantae; Streptophyta; Magnoliopsida; Magnoliales; Magnoliaceae
Product: putative glucose-6-phosphate 1-epimerase
Exons: 10
Coding region: 96-1142 (348 amino acids)
Biological process (GO): carbohydrate metabolic process
Molecular function (GO): carbohydrate binding; isomerase activity
Source: RefSeq, a predicted model, not a curated record
AUGGAUUUUUGGGCUGAAGCUGGCAAGGGCCGACACCUAUAAAAGGGAAUCAUUUGAAAGAUAAGAGAAUCGUCGUAAAAAGGGCGUUUGUGUCCAUGGCGUCCGCCUUUCCAACCCUCACAUCGUCCUCCGUAAACCCUUUACGAAAUCGAUGCAUUAAUACAAGUUUUGCGAGCUUGAAUAGAGAAAUCUCUACUUCUGGGGUUCAAAUUACGGAAGGAGUAGGCAAACUCCCAAAGCUUGUGCUUCUCUUCAUGGUAGGUAUUGAAGCUGAGAUUUAUUUAUUUGGAGGUUGUAUUACAUCGUGGAAAGUUGCAAAUGGCAAGGACCUCCUUUUUGUUCGACCAGAUGCUGUAUUCAAUGGGCAGAAGCCAAUCAGUGGAGGCAUCCCCCAUUGUUUCCCUCAGUUUGGUCCUGGUCCCAUGCAACAGCAUGGAUUUGCAAGGAACAUGAAUUGGUCCAUUUCUGAUACUGAAAACGUGGAAGGAAAUCCAAUUAUAACUUUAGAGCUUAAGGAUAGUCCUUACAGUCGUUCUAUGUGGGAUUUUGGCUUUCAAGCUAUGUACAAGGUCACGCUAAAUUCUAAGAGCCUUUCAACGAAAUUUAUAAUCACAAAUACAGACAAAAAGCCCUUCUCUUUUAGCAGUGCAUUGCACACUUAUUUUCGAGUAAGAAUCAUAAGUUCUUCUCCCACAAACAAGAUUAUCUUCUGUUAUUCUUGUUAUUGUUUUAAGUUUGAGAUGCAGUAUUUGCUGGCAGAUUUAAAUGGUGCCUUGAUAAUUCUGCAGGCUUCAGUUACAGGGGCUUCAGUGAAAGGUCUGAAAGGGUGCAAGACAUUGAACAAGGAUCCUGACCCUUCUAAUCCGUUGGAGGGGAAGGAAAAGAGGGAGGUGAUCGCUUUUCCUGGAUUUGUGGACUGCGUUUACCUUGAUACACCUAAUGAGCUACACCUUGACAAUGGACUUGGUGAUAAAAUUUCCAUCAAGAACACUAACUGGACAGAUGCUGUUUUGUGGAACCUGCACUUGCAGAUGGAGUCCUGCUAUCAGGACUUUGUCUGUGUUGAAAAUGCAAAGAUCGGAAAAGUCCAUCUAGAGCCUGAGCAAUCAUGGGUUGCAGAGCAGCAGCUGAGCUUUGGCUGAAGUAAUGUUGUGAUGCCGCAUUCUGAACUCGUAAUUUUUUUUUUUUUUUUUGGAUCUUGAACAAUAACCUGGAGAACUGGCCUAUGGUGUAUUCAGGACAGAAGUGAGAAUUGUCCAUUUACCUUCUCCACUACGUUUGGCAGCUGAUAUGCAGUCCAGCCAUUGUAAUUCUGAUAUCACAAGUUAACUGGUUGUAAUGUAAACAUGAAAUUGCUUGUAAGCUUUUAAUUCGUGAUAAUUUAGUUGCAUGAUUAUUGCCUUAAUCUUACAUGUGGGUGAGUUUCAAA